CCAACUUCUCCUCCCGGGCAUCUCUCUCCCUCUCUCCUCUCUCCUCUCUCUCCCCUCCUCUUUCUGUCGCCCUUCACGCGCUCGUGCGUCCUCUUUUUCCCUCCUCGCGCGCCUCUGUCUCUCCUGUCCUCGUGCCUCUGAGCGUCAGUCAGCAUGCAGGUGUCUCCGGCUCUGCUCGUCUCCAGCUCGGCUCUGCUGCUGCUGCUGCUGCUGCAGGGAUGCUGCGCCGCCGUCAAAGGAUGGAAGGUACUGAAAAACGACGGCACGGAGAUUUUACCGGAGUUUAGAGAGAAUACCGGGACUCCACGGGAGGCGGUGGUACAGGCGACCAGCAACGGCAACAACAACAGCAACAGCAACAACGGCAACAGUGUGAACAACAGGGCGAAGAACGGCGGGAGGACGGCGAACACGGUCUCAUACAGUGCCUCGGAGCUGAGCUGCAGGGAGCUGCGAUCCACCCGCUACAUCACUGAUGGGUCCUGCCGCAGCGCCAAGCCCGUCAAGGAGUUGGUGUGUUCGGGUCAGUGCAUGCCCUCGCACCUCAUGCCUAACUCCAUCGCACGUGGGAAGUGGUGGAGGAGUAACGCAUCGGACUACCGCUGCAUCCCAGCCCACUCCCGGACACGGCGGGUCCAGCUGCACUGUCCCAACGGGAACACUCGGACUUAUAAAAUCCGUGUGGUCACAUCCUGUAAGUGUAAGCGCUUCAGGCCUCAUCAUAACCAAUCGGUGGCCAAGGAGGUCCCAAAGAGGCCGCGCAACAAGAAGCUGAGUCGAUUGCCUCAAGACCAGAACAAGAACAGCUCUCCUUUGACUGGGAACUCGUACUGAUGCUUCGAUCCGGCAUCCGAGGACUGACACCAAAGCACAUCCACACACAUGCUACACGACACACCAACCAACACGUCUCCUCCAAAUAGGGAGGAGAUGAAAGAGAAAUAUCAAAGAGAGCGGAUUCAUAAGCUAACUGUUGGGCUGGUUUGAAGUCAUCAGUCUUUAUUUUUCAGCCACUUGUCAGCAUAUUUGUGAACUUUGCUUAUUUGCAUGACAGAGCGAGUCGCUGCCAGAGCUUGCCACGGCUUGGACUGUUCAGGAGAUGUAGCAAUGAGUCGGAUAUGAAGAGUAUCCAAAACCUCCCUGACUCUGGUUUUUAUUCUCCACUCUAGCAGAUUUAAUUCGAGCAUAAUGAGAAAUCCUUCCCGAGAUAUCAAAUCCAUCUGUACAAACAUCCAGCGGAUGCAGAACUAACCAGCAUUGUUUAAAGGUGUAUCUGCGCUCCAAAGUGGUUGUAAUCUGCCUCCUCUUGGCGGCGUGGAGGGGAUGGUGGCACCUCCGGGGGCCCUUAAGGUGGGACGUUGACAGGUCUGAGAGGUCCUGGCUUAUUCGCUGGUCCAGGUUGUGCUCUGACAGCCCACUAAAGUUUUCACUCAUCAAGACGGCCACACAACAACCUCCAUAAUUCACAGUUAAAGACUGUUAGGGUAGAAACUUUCCCAUGAGUGGAUUCAGAGAGUCAAGACAAAGAUAUGAGAAAAAAAGCAACUUCACAUGGUCACUGCGGCUAUAAAACUUUUGAUUUUUCAUUACUUUGUGUUUUAAAAUAAUGCAAUAUUUCUUAUUUUAAUGACUGACAAUAUGUUAACAUAGAAACACCAUCUUUACUAGAAAGAUGCAUACGUGAGAAGUUAAUCCAUCAAAAUUUGCAGGCAAACCCCCGAAAAUGGUCUUAUUUGCACAAAGAAGUUUGACGGGGAAUUUGCAUUAAACCAUUUGUAGGAGUUUGCAUGCAACUUUUGGUCCUUAAAAGUCAGAAACAUCCCAAUUUUAGGUGCCUGGUUUUUUUUGCCACGGCUUAAAAUUUUUGUUUGACAUUUCAUUUUACUUUUUUUGUAUCAAAGUUUAAAAUUCUGGUAUUAUAACAUACCUCCGUCACUGAGCAGCAGAAGUGGUAACACUAAACUAAUUCUUUGUGCAAGAGGAAUGAUAGAUAUUUCAGCUAUAAGGACUCUAGAAAUGUGUAUGUUCUUAUUGAACUGUUUAGAUGAAGUGGCAGUGCAAAAACUCAAGCUUCCAGAAGAACUCAAAAUAAUAUAAAGACCACAAAAGAAAAGCUUAAAGAAAGCUGAUUUAAUUUCACCUCAUAUUUGGGAGUCUUUGAAACUUAAAUACCACAGUCUUUGGUUAAUAAGAUGCACCUCUGAUAGAUUUUUUUUGUUUGAAAACUUCCCUGCGUCCUGCAUACCAGUCAGUGCAAGUGGUGCAGAUAGAUUUGAGCCUGCAUCGUGCUUCUCUAGUCCUUUGACACCACCACAAGUGACUCUUAAGACUUAUUUAAGCUCUGCGUUUCAAACACAUAGCUGUGGACAGAGCUCCAGUCCAUAUUCUUAUUUAUUUUGUCUUUUUUCAGCUCAUUUUGUCACAGCUUUCGGAUCAGUUUUGAAAUACCACCAGUAAUUAUGGGUGAAGUGUAGGGCAGUGGUUUUCAACAGGUCUAGAGUCAGGAUCCACUACCACCUCCUAGUCAACCGAUUGCAACCCAGAUUUCUGAAAAUAUUCAAUCAUAACCAAGUGUUUUUGAUGAAAGAUGCUGCAGUUUGCACCCUAAAUGGAAGAAAACAUGAAUAAUAAAAGAGAAAGGGCAAAACAAACAUGUUUAAAAAGUGCAUCAUUAUAAGUGCACAUUUUAUUUUACUCGAUUUUCCUCAGACAGCAUGGAAAUUUGGUUGUUUCUUAAGGAAUUUCCCAAUUAUCUUGGGGGAAACAAUUUUAAAUGGGGGGAAAUAAUAUAAAAAAGGUUGAAACCUGGAGAAAAACACCUACAUUUACUGAUUAUCACUGGAAACCUAAUAAAAUUUAAGGAUGCACUGCAUGUCCACGCUCUUUUAAAGACAUAUUUCUACAUUUUUUUUCUUGCCUCCCAUUCGCCACCCACUGGAUGUGAUCCAUUUACAUUUAUACACAUUCACUUGCCACUGACGCAGCAGUGGGAGAAAACGGGGGUUAAGUCUUGCUCAAGAACACUUUAACAAGAAACAGCAGAAGCUUCAGACUGAACCUCCAACCUUCUGGUUGAAGGAUGGCCGACUCUACCACAGCUGUCCCUUAUAGCAUCAUAAAAUGCUGAGAAAUGAGCUACCAUUGGAUUAAGUUCAGUUGUGAUCAUAGGCCCCUGCAUACAACCUAACUAGAGAUGCACCAGUUGUGGAAAAUAAGGGCUGAUGCUUUUUCUAUAACUUCCCCUAUGCCAACAUUUUCUCUUGCUUGACCAUGAAAGCAAAUUAGUUUGUCCAAGAGGUGAUUCUGCAAUUAGGUUUUUGAUUGAUAUCUGUUCAUGCAACCCAAUAAAGUGGUUGAUGUUAGCUGACAGGACCACUGCUGGCCAAUACCAGACUAAACUGAUGCAUGGGUGCAUCAUUAAAGGGGGCAUAUUAUGCAAAAAUCACUAUCUCAGGCUUUUCUAACAACAAUAUGUGCCCCUGGCCUGUCCACAAUCCCCUCAAGUACCAGAAAAACCCAUUCCCUUCCACCC
Messenger RNA from Cheilinus undulatus (humphead wrasse), 3532 nucleotides. It is a transcript of the gene sost, whose product is annotated as sclerostin. Lineage: Eukaryota; Metazoa; Chordata; Actinopteri; Labriformes; Labridae. The record is from RefSeq and is a predicted model, not a curated record. The transcript is spliced from 2 exons. The coding region runs from base 154 to 834 and encodes 226 amino acids. Gene Ontology annotation, molecular function: BMP binding. Gene Ontology annotation, biological process: ossification; negative regulation of Wnt signaling pathway; negative regulation of BMP signaling pathway.